AUGGCACCCCAAGUGUCGCCGAUGUCGACGGUCGCAAACGUCGCACAGGCCGCAACAGCCGCGGCCUCGACGCUUCUGCGUGCGUCGCCGGCGCCUGCGCCGAACGGCAUGCCGCGCUGGAUUGCCAGCCUCAUCAACCACGCAGCGACGCUGGCAGUCCUACCGACCCUUCCUUACGCUAUAGUGCAGCACACGCUGUAUCAACCCCAGCAGCCGCUCAAAGUCUGGCUGAUAGCGCACCUCCUGCGCAACCGGUCCAACCUCGCUCCCAUCUUAGAGGCGUGCUACUCUGAAGAAGAGGCAGCAUCCAUCGCAUUCAAGCCAAUCCUACCGUUCCCCAAGGGUAUUUGGGACGACGUCAAGUGCGAGGUCGUCUCGGUGCCGCCUGCGCCAAAGGGCUGGGCACCGAUCGACGCAGUCGAGAUUCCAGUACCAGUGGAGGUGGCUACACGGCCUGGCUUCAUACUCACUCCCACCCCCAAGAACGAGAAGCAAGUUAAGAGCAAGCUCAUCAUCCAUUGUCAUGGAGGAGGCUAUACCCGAGGACAUCCUCUGUGGACGCCGCUGGGGCCCAAGUUGGCACGCGACACCCGUACUCCAGUUCUCUCAGUGCAGUACCGGAAGUGUGUGACCGAGAUGACAGCCUUUCCGGCCCCUCUACUCGACGCGCUCGCUGCCUACCACUACGCGACGCAUACGCUUGGGUACGCCGCGAGGGACAUCGUCCUGGUCGGGGAUAGCGCGGGCGGCAACCUCGUCCUAGCGGUCAUGCAGACUCUCUCCAAGACGGGGCAGUCUCUACCUCGCGGGGUCGCGCUCAGCUCGCCGUGGUGCGACUUGACGUUCUCCCAUCCUUCCAUCUGGCACAACUCUUACGUCGACUACCUCGCCCUGAACGCGGGCAAGGCGGUCGUCGCGAGCGUAGCCCGUCAUUACACCCCGAGCGCGAUCCGUGGACCACUCCUCUCCCCGGCCCUUGCGCCAGAGGGAACGUGGAAGCGCAUGGGAGAUGUCCGCGAGAACAAGGAUGGUGGCACGCGUGUUUUCAUCCAAGUCGGCACCGGAGAGGGAAUGUACGACGAAGCGAUCGCGCUUGCCGACACAAUGCGGGGUGACGGCGUACGAGUCGAGGUCGACACCGAAGAGGGUGGUCUGCACUGCGGUGCACUCACGGGGUUCCUUGGCGAGGAUGCGUACACCAAGUUUGCAGAGGGCACCGAGCGCCUCCUCCGCGGUGGGGGCCAGCGACGCGAAUCAAUGAAUAUAGGCGAGGUGGCUGACAAGGCGCUGAGCUUGUUGUAA
This is a messenger RNA of Cutaneotrichosporon cavernicola, 1302 nucleotides long. RefSeq lists its product as uncharacterized. The transcript has 2 exons. The record is from RefSeq and is a predicted model, not a curated record. The coding region runs from base 1 to 1302 and encodes 433 amino acids. Gene Ontology annotation, molecular function: lipase activity. NCBI's taxonomy places the organism in Eukaryota, Fungi, Basidiomycota, Tremellomycetes, Trichosporonales, Trichosporonaceae.